Molecule: messenger RNA, 1388 nt
Organism: Cynara cardunculus var. scolymus (artichoke)
Lineage: Eukaryota; Viridiplantae; Streptophyta; Magnoliopsida; Asterales; Asteraceae
Exons: 10
Coding region: 94-1128 (344 amino acids)
Cellular component (GO): Golgi apparatus
Molecular function (GO): antiporter activity; GDP-fucose transmembrane transporter activity
Source: RefSeq, a predicted model, not a curated record
ACAGAGGGGCACUUCUCAACGGUCUACCAACCCCAUUCAUUCCUCAGCUGAGGGAGAACAAAUUAGAGGUUUUCCGAUAAUUGAUCUGUGAUUAUGGUGCCAUCAACCGAGCGUUUGAGCUUACCGGUCUCGGAUCCUUCUCCUCAGCAAAGAGGCGGCGCUGGUGAACAGAGGCUUUUCAAAGGAUCCGCCAUGACCACUCGCGGUGCUUACGCUGCCGUUUCUUACAUGUCUUGCGCUGUGUUGCUGGUAUUGUUCAACAAAGCAGCUCUUUCAUCCUAUAGUUUUCCAUCUGCAAAUGUCAUCACACUAUUUCAGAUGAUAUGCUCAUGCUCGUUUCUUUACGUUUUACGCUGUUGGAAACUUAUCUCUUUUAGUUCGGGUGAUAUAUCGCCUCUCACUGAUAACUCAGCGAGGUUCGUGUCAUUGCAGACAGUGAUUCACACUUCACCGCUUGCUCUGACGUAUUUGCUUUACAUGCUAGCUACUAUGGAGUCCGUACGAGGAGUAAAUGUACCCAUGUACACCACGCUUAGGAGGACGACAGUGGUAUUUACAAUGUUUGUGGAGUUUAUCUUGGUGGGUCAGAAGUAUACCCGUUCUGUAAUCGGAAGUGUAGCCUUGAUUGUAUUUGGUGCUUUCGUUGCUGGAUCUCGGGACUUGUCGUUUGACGCUUAUGGCUAUGCUGUUGUGUUCUUAUCAAAUAUCACUACAGCAAUAUAUCUUGCAACAAUAUCCCGUGUUGGAAAAUCAAGUGGACUCAAUAGCUUUGGCCUCAUGUGGUGCAAUGGAAUUUUAUGUGGACCAGUCCUGCUAUUUUGGACUUUCAUACGGGGUGACCUACGGAUGACUAUGGACUUCCCAUAUCUGUUUGCUCCAGGAUUUCUGAUUGUAUUGCUUCUGUCCUGUGUGCUUGCAUUUUUCUUGAACUACUCUAUCUUCCUCAACACAACUCUCAAUUCAGCGGUCACACAGACAAUCUGUGGUAAUCUAAAGGAUCUUUUUACCAUCACAUUAGGCUGGAUGUUCUUCGGCGGGCUUCCAUUCGAUCUUUUAAAUGUUAUCGGGCAACUUCUUGGAUUCGUUGGAUCAGGUUUCUAUGCCUACUUCAAACUUUUUGGGAAGUGAUUUCUUGAAAAUCCUAGCGGGCCAAAUCAUCUCGAUAACUUACUCCCUUGCUGCCUUCAAAAGGGAGUGGAGUAAAAAUAUACAUCAUCUCAAAAAGUUUGGGCAAGUUUUGUGCAUGAUAUAUGGUGUUUUGAGUUGAGGAUAACUUUUAGGAUUAACGAGGGACUGGAGAUCUGGAAAUUAUUUUUUUGAACUGUAAAUUGGUGAUUCGAUGAACAUACCCUCGGAAUCGUAAUAUGGCUAACAUCUUUUUCGAUGAA